UAAUUACUGUCAUAUCAUUUAACACAGAUAUCCGGGCACUACAACCGAAGCCAUAAACAUGGGUUCGUAUAACUAUCUGGGAUUCGCUGAGAAUACCGGCGUAAACGUUGACAAAGUGAAGGACACGAUUGGGAAGUACGCGGUGGGCGUCGGCACCACUCGUCACGAGUGCGGCACAAUCGAUACCCAGCAAGAGUUGGAGAGCCGUUUGGCCGAGUAUUUGGGCGUCGAGUCUACCAUUGUAUUCGGUAUGGGCUUCGCGACCAACGCGGCUAAUCUGCCGACACUGGCCGGCAAGGGAUCGCUAAUCAUCAGCGAUGAGUACAAUCACGCGUCGCUAAUACUCGGCUGUAGGAAAUCGGGCGCCUCUAUAGCGGUGUUCAAACACAACGACAUGAAGGACUUGGAGAGCAAAAUACGAUUGAAUAUAAUCGCCGGUCAGCGGCGGACACACCGGCCGUGGAAGAAGAUAAUCAUUGUGGUGGAGGGCAUCUACAGUAUGGAG
Molecule: messenger RNA, 505 nt
Organism: Medioppia subpectinata
Lineage: Eukaryota; Metazoa; Arthropoda; Arachnida; Sarcoptiformes; Oppiidae
Source: the annotation of a GenBank genome assembly